AUGGCUGACAGUAUAGCCAAUGGUGAGUACACGCUAGAGAGUGUCAAUGCAAGAGCGAAAUGCGAGUAUGAUUUCGACAAUAACUUUGUCUACGAUGACAAUGUUGCUGACACUAUCAUCACCCUGGCAAUUGACGUGCUGGGUUUACCCAAGGAACCCCUGUUGGAGAUGAUCGGGGAAUACUACCUGACGUAUCUGGAAAAACGAGGCUUUGAUGAGAUGUUGCGUAACCUCGGGCACAACGUGCUGGAGUUUCUACAGAACUUAGAUUCUGUGCACGUGUUAAUCAGACGGGACUAUCCUGAUAUGGUGGCGCCAUCUUUCCGGUGCGAUGAAGAUUCCUCAUCCGACAGAAUGGUCCUACACUACUACUCAAAGCGAGAAGGGUUGCACUCAAUUGUAAAAGGUCUUACUGUUGAAGCGGCGAAGAAAUUCUACACAAUGCAGCUAGAGAUGAGUGUAGUCUCCAUAGAAACAAUCAAGGUGUCGGAAGAAAACGGUUUUCGUGAGCACGUGACUUUUGACGUCACCGCUAAGAAGAUUAAAGAGCAAAUUAUAGAGGAGGGACCUCCCACUUUUAUCGCACAAACUAAAAAACACAGCGAGAAACAGAUACUGAAGGAGGAUGUCGAGGCAGUUAAACAGAAGCUCGAGCAAAUCAGACUCCAGCUCGGUGAAAAUGCCCUUCCUUUGAAUAGAAAGACAUCGGUACAAGCAAGAUGGAAGAUUGCAGCCAAAAUCACCGCAAUGCAUCGUGGGUUUGUUCCGAACUACCCAGAAACCCUUGCGAUAAACCCCCGGAUGUUCAUUGAAAUGUUUCCGUACCACGUGAUCUUCGACAACGAAAUGAAAGUAGUCCAAUCAGGGAUCAAGAUACAGAUGUUGAUGCCAAGCAUCAGAAGUCGCCAGGCGGUGUUGUCCGACUUCUUCCAGGUGCGCUGGCCGAGCUGUGUGGAUCUGAACUACGAGAACAUCGGGAGGUUUGUCCUGUGUCCGUUCAUCUUGGAGUUCAGGCGUGACGCCAUGGAGAGAGAGUGGAAUGAUCGACCCGCCCUACAACUUAAAGGUCAAAUGUUUCUGCUCCGGGACCGGGGGUUCUACGCGUAUAUGGCAUCCCCGGCCGCUCAUUGCUGGGCAGACCUGGAGAACCGGAAGUUGAAGCUCUCAGACAUCCCCAUGUGGGACGUCACGCGGGACUUCCUGGUCGCCAACCUCGAGUAUAGAAAAUGCAUUGAAACCAAUGUGCGAGCAAGUCUGAGCGGCUCGCAGACGGAUGGACGGCGCAUCUCCGUUUCCGGCGCGCGGCGUGGAAGCCUUGGUGACGAGGCGGCAAUCAGGGACCGGAUAUCGAGGCUGCAGAGUGAAGCAGAGAAGGAGCGCCGGAAGAACGAGGCCCUCUACUCGGCGUUCCUCCCAAAAGACGCAAUUGAUCUUGUGAAUGGAGGACUGGUUCCGUAUGGAGACUUCCAGCCCCAGGUGACCGCGCUGUUCUGCGACGUAGUGAAGUUUCUACCCAUCGUCGCUAAGAGCUCCCCACAGGACGUGAUAGGAAUGUUAGAUGCCAUGUAUACCACGUUCGAUAAAAUCACCAGGGUGCACGAUACUUACAGGGUGGAGUCUAUUGGGGACGCGUACCUCGUGAUCGCGGGAACGGGGAACCAGAAGGAGCAUCACGCGGAGAGAGUCGCCAACACCGCCCUUGGGAUGCUGCUGGCCGCAAGGAACAUUAAGGCGCCUCCGGACAAUAUUUCGGUUACGCUCCGCAUUGGUAUCCACACCGGUUCCCUAGUAACGGGUGUCCUUGGCAACCGCUUGCCCCGGUUCGUUGUCAUGGGAGAGACGACCGUUGUCGCCUCCAAACUGGAGAGUCACAGCGAGCCAGGCAAAAUACACGUCAGUCCGACCACGCAGACGAUCCUUAAAGACAAGGGGUACCAGUUCGAAGCACGGGGCAAAAUUGAUCUGCGAGGAUACGGUCCGCUGGAAACCUACUUCCUUGUGAAAAACGAUCUAUUUUCGGACGAGGAGCUGAUUGGUCGUUCCCAUGGUAACCAGGAAGUGACGUACAUCAAUGAGGGCAAGGUGGAAGCGACAUUUGCCAAACAAAACAAGGUUCAUCCGUUAACAACAAGCCCACCAUCUGGCGGAGCCAGUCGACAAUUGACUGGCGAAAGCGAGGACACCAUUAUCGAGUUCAAGAAGUAG
Mya arenaria is the source of this 2205-nucleotide messenger RNA. Its product is annotated as guanylate cyclase soluble subunit beta-2-like. Gene Ontology annotation, molecular function: guanylate cyclase activity; heme binding. NCBI's taxonomy places the organism in Eukaryota, Metazoa, Mollusca, Bivalvia, Myida, Myidae. The transcript is spliced from 14 exons. Gene Ontology annotation, biological process: response to oxygen levels; cGMP biosynthetic process. Bases 1 to 2205 code for a protein of 734 amino acids. The record is from RefSeq and is a predicted model, not a curated record. Gene Ontology annotation, cellular component: guanylate cyclase complex, soluble.